AUGGACAGGUACACAAGUGUUGCUUCCAAGAACGAAAAUGCCCCGGAGUUGCGGGCACGGGCGGUGCUUUCGAAGGAGAAUGUCGCACCCGGAGUUCGAACCGCACUUUCGACCAUCUCGAAAUCCGAGACGAAUGCAGCGGUUCGCAGACCACUGGCCGACAAAACGAACCUGGCAAAUAGGAGCAAGUAUGUGUCCAAGGCAGUGCCAAUCGAAGAGAUGACCGACGAAUUGGACGAGGAAAGCGCAUCUGAUAAUCAGGAGCUCGACGUGGAGCCGUUGUCCCCCCAAUGGGAUAAGGAGAUCUAUGGUGAGCUAAAACAGGUUUUGCGGGAAUUCUCAAGGCGGACAGUUGAUGUUGAUGACGAAGAUAACUACGACGUGACGAUGGUGACCGAGUAUGCGCCUGAAAUUUUUGCAUAUCUCCACGAAUUGGAGAUCAAGUUCCAACCAGGAGCCAAGUACAUGUCUCAACAAGAUGAGCUUACCUGGGAAUCGAGAAGCACAUUGAUCAAUUGGAUUGUGCAAAUCCACGAAAGAUUCAAGCUUUUGCCCGAAACUCUGUACCUGACCGUCAACUGCAUUGACAGGUUUCUAAGCAGAAGAAUGGUCUCGCUUUCGAGAUUCCAGCUGGUAGGAGCAGUAGCUCUCUUCAUCGCAGCCAAAUACGAAGAGAUUAACUGUCCCUCGGUGAAAGACAUAGCCUAUAUGAUCUCACACGAGUUCAGCACCGAGGACAUUUUGCGCGCAGAAACCUUCAUGAUCAACAUCCUUGAGUUUGACAUGGGAUGGCCCGGGCCAAUGUCAUUUUUGAGGAGAACUUCAAAAGCGGACGACUAUGACAAUGAGGUCCGCACUUUGGCCAAAUAUUUCCUCGAAAUUUGCAUAAUGGACGCGCGUUUCGUGGCAUCGGAACCAAGCUGGCUUGCAUCUGGUGCGCACUUUCUGUCGAGGCGGAUGUUGGAACGCGGAGAAUGGACCUCUGCCCAUGUCUUUUACUCUGGAUACACCCAGAAGCAACUGAUUCCACUUGCGGAUGCCAUGCUAGACGCUUGUCGCAAUCCAAAGAAACACCACCCAGCCAUCUAUGAGAAGUACAGGGAAAAGAAAUAUUUCAGGAGCGCGGACUUUGUCCAGGAUUGGAUAAGGUCGAUGGGGAUUUGA
Messenger RNA from Kuraishia capsulata CBS 1993, 1164 nucleotides. RefSeq lists its product as uncharacterized. Gene Ontology annotation, cellular component: cytoplasm; centrosome; nucleus. The transcript has a single exon. Lineage: Eukaryota; Fungi; Ascomycota; Pichiomycetes; Pichiales; Pichiaceae. The record is from RefSeq and is a predicted model, not a curated record. Bases 1 to 1164 code for a protein of 387 amino acids. Gene Ontology annotation, biological process: mitotic cell cycle phase transition; regulation of cyclin-dependent protein serine/threonine kinase activity. Gene Ontology annotation, molecular function: cyclin-dependent protein serine/threonine kinase regulator activity.